Messenger RNA from Mus musculus (house mouse), 22532 nucleotides. It is a transcript of the gene Zeb1, whose product is annotated as zinc finger E-box binding homeobox 1. Gene Ontology annotation, cellular component: nucleoplasm; nucleolus; nucleus. Bases 17502 to 20687 code for a protein of 1061 amino acids. The record is from RefSeq and is a predicted model, not a curated record. Gene Ontology annotation, biological process: negative regulation of endothelial cell differentiation; negative regulation of transcription by RNA polymerase II; negative regulation of DNA-templated transcription. Gene Ontology annotation, molecular function: DNA-binding transcription repressor activity, RNA polymerase II-specific; DNA-binding transcription factor activity. The transcript is spliced from 10 exons. Lineage: Eukaryota; Metazoa; Chordata; Mammalia; Rodentia; Muridae.
CUUCUUGACUUACUGUUGGGCUUUACUAUUAUUAGCGUGUAUGAUGUACCGUGUGCGGUGUGCUUGCCAUGCACACAUGUGAGGACAGUGCACAGCUCCGUGGAAUUGGUGCUCUCCCUCCGCCUUCAUGAGGGCUUACGGCUCUAACUCAGGUUGCUGGGCUGCGGUGGUGAGCCCUUUCACCUGCUGAGCCAAGGCACCAGUUUCUAGUGCUUCUUAAUAAAUACAAAGUGAGACUUGUGUAUCUAAUUUAUUUUUUCUUUUUUUCCCUUUGAUUUAUGUUUUAUUGCAUUGUGAUGAGAAAAGAUACAUAAUUUUAAUUUAUCUGUAUUUGUUAACAUUUAAAAACAUUUUGAAUAAAUAGACUUACAUCACAUUUUUCUUUCCCUUUUGUACCCCAACUCCUCCUGGAGAGCCCCCCCCAUUCAAAACCUACAGUACCUUUCUUUUUUAUCAUAUUCUUUAAAAUUUAUAAAAUAUUGUAACAAUAAAAAUGAGUAUUAUAAAAGUUGUUUUAUAUAAAACAACAAUCAAUUGAACAGUCUUAUGAAGAUGUUUGUCUAGAGCAAUACUGAAAAUAUAUACGUUUUUCUCAAUAUAAAUUUUAAAUAACUCUAAAAUAUUAACUUAUGAUAUUUUAAAAUAAUAUAUCACUAUUAGUUUUUUAAAUGAACAUAAAUAGGUAAAGUCUUUUUGUUUGUUUGUUUUUGUUUUUAGUAGAGUUUAAAAUCUUGGCUCUUACUGAGGUACAAACACAAAAUAAGAACAGUUCUUGGACAUUGGAGUUUAUUGUAAUAAGACUGUACUUGAAUGUCCCUCACAUCACCAAAGGAUUUUACCUCCAUAGUAGAUAAGCUAAGAGUUGACAGUUCUGCUGUGCCAAGGAAUGAAUUGUAGGCACGGUUUUUGGAUACAGAUUUCCUGCUAUGGUCAAAGCUAUUUGACUUGAGUGAUUGUCAUCAUGCUCAGCCCGCAGGGAACAGGUUACAUUUAUUUAAGAAAUGGUGUGUGUAUUAAGAUGGUCUAUCCAUGAAGUCAUUCAUCAACUGUUUCAAUGAAAAAUGGUUCUGUGUGGAGGGUGGCACAGACAUUAGGUAAAGGUAAGAUUCUGGUUCAGUGGCUGUGAUGAUUUUGAAAAGCAUUCAUCUCAGAAUAAGAGUAACUUAUAAAGUCAUCUUCUUCAAAACUGAUAAAAUAAUUAUAAUUAUCAAGCAAAGCCUUUAGUCUCACUCUUUGCUGUUCUCUUACAAGCCACCUCCCAAAUUAGUUGUCUACAUUUCUUUUGGCUGUAUAAAUAAUUUUGAAACAUGUAAGCUGUUCUGAAAACCAUACAAUAGUAUAAAAACAUCAAAUAAACAAUCCUACUAAUAGAGAGGCUGAGAUAGGAGAAGCAUGAUUUCAAGGCCAUUAUAUGGCACACAGCAUAGACCCUGUCAUGUACAAACAAGCAGAAAGUGUAUAUGGAUUGUACCAUAUUGGACCUAUUUCUCCCAUUACCAAAUUAGAGAGACCACAGGGUGACAGCUGUCAAAUUCCUAAUUCCUCAUAUUUUUGAAUUUCAGUCGAUUAGGAUAUGCUGGUAUUGUUAAUUUUCAUAUUAUGAGAUCUGCCCAGAAUCUUCUAGCUUUCAUAGUCUCUGGUGAGAAGUCUGGUGUAAUUCUGAUAGGUCUGCUUUUAUAUGUUACUUGACCUUUUUCCCUUACUGCUUUUAAAAUUCUUUGUUUAGUGCAUUUGGUGUUUUGAUUAUUAUGUGACAGGAGAAAUUUCUUUUCUGGUCAAGUCUAUUUGGAGUUCUGUAGGCUUCUUGUAUGUUCAUGGGCAUCUCUUUCUUUAGGUUAGGGAAGUUUUCUUCUAUAAUUUUGUUGAAGAUAUUUACUGGCCCUUUAAGUUGGGAAUCUUCGCUCUCUUCUAUACCUAUUAUCCUUAGGUUUGGCCUUCUCAUUGUGUCCUGGAUUUCCUGGAUGUUUUGGGUUAGGAGCUUUUUGCUUUUUGAAUUUUCUUUGACUGUUGUGUCAAUGUUUUUUUAUGGUAUCUUCUGUACCUGAGAUUCUCUCUUCUGUCUCUUGUAUUCUGUUGGUAAUGCUCGCAUCUGUGACUCUUGAUCUCUUUUCUAGGUUUUCUAACUCCAGGGUUGUCUCCCUUUGUGAUUUCUUUAUUGUUUCUAGUUCCAUUUUUAGAUCCUGGAUGGUUUUGUUCCUUUCCUUUGCCUGUUUGAUUGUGUUUUUCUAUAAUCCUUUAAGGGAUUUUUGUGUUUCCUUUUUAAGGGCUUUUAGCUGUUUACCUGUGUUCUCCUGUAUUUCUUUAAGGGAGUUAUUUAUGCCCUUCUUAAUGUCCUCUAUCUUAUAAGAAGUGAUUUUUAGAUCUGAAUCUUGCUUUUCCAAUGUGCUGGGGUAUCCAGGACUUGCUAUGGUGGGAGAAUUGGGUUCUGAUGAUGCCAAGAAACCUUGGUUUCUGUUGCUUAUGUUCUUAUGCUUGCCUCCUGCCAUCUGGUUAUCUCUAGUGCUACCUGCCCUGGCUAUGUCUGACUAGAGCCUGUUCUUCCUGUGAUCCUGGUUGUGUCAGAACUCCUCUGAGUCAAGCUGUCUCUGUGAUCCUGUGAUUCUGGGAUCCUAGGAUCAUGAGAUCCUGGGUGUGCCUUUGGAACCUUGAGAUCCUGGUAUGACCAAGCUCCUGGGAUCCUGGAAUCCUCUGAUCCUGGGCAUGUUAGAGCACCUUGGAGUGGAGCUGCUGCCUCUGGGUGUUGUGGGGCUGACUGCUGAGUUUGCCUAAUUUUUCUUUUUAAGUAAAAUUUGCAUCUUAAUGUUAUCAAUAUGUAUUGAAAAAGUGAAAAGCAAGCAGGUACUGAAGAGUACAAUGAAAUGCCAAGCCAGAAAGAACUGCAUAUAGAAUAGUCUUUUGUCACUGCCUUUUAAUGUGUGUUCUUUCUAAUGUGCCAAGGGAAAUUAAUAAAUCUUGUUAGGUUACACAUAACAUGAUUUCACCCUUAAAAGCAUGAUCAUACAUGUUUAAUAAGUUUUCAUUUUCAGAAUAUACUUCUGCCAACUUAACCUUUUGCUUGGAGUUGAGGUGAGCCUUGCAAGUUUUAGAGUAAGUUCCCUGAAACCUCAGCACAGCAAGCCCUAGAUAAGUGAAAUACCAUGCUUUAAGUUAGAGCACUUCUCAGAAUCUGUAGCACGCUGCUUCUUUCUCCUUAGGUUCUCAGUACAUUUUAGAUUGGCCUCAAAAUCUCUGUAUAGACCAGGAUGACGAACUCAAAAUCUCUGUAUAAAGCAGGAUGAUAAACUCAGAAAUCCACCUACUGUUGCCUCCUAGGUGCUGAGGUUAAAGGCAUUCACCACUCUUUGCAGUUUUCAAGAACAUCUUGUAGAGACUUAAAGUCUCUUUAGGAAACUUAUUGUAUUUAUUAUUUUUUGAUCUUACAAAAUGACAGGAAGAAAAUUAACUAUCUACUACUGGUUUUAGUCACAGUGUGUAUGGGAUGCUAGUAUAAUAUGCAUAGGACCCUAGGUGUUACCCCCAGUACUGAGAAAAAGGUUUUCACGUGUAUGUGGAGGCCAGGGGUCAAGCUUGUGUAUUCCUUAGCAGCCAUUCUAGAUUUUUAGAUAGUCUCCAUUUGGAUCUGGGAUUCACUGGUUAGAAUAGGUUGGGCGAGUAGUGAAUCUUAGGGAUUUGCCUGCCUCUUCUUCCCCAGUACUGGGAUUAAAAGCACACAUAGCAGGAGCACCCCUGGCCAAUAAUUUUAGUUUUAUGUGUCUUCUUUUUAAAAAUAUAUUAUAGAAUAGAAAUAUUUCAGCUUUUACUUCUCUCUUUCUUCCCUUAAGCCUCUCCUGGCUUUCCUCCCUCCAGCCCUUCCUGUGCCCCUAUCAACUCUCAAGUUGAUAGCCCCAUUAUAUUAUUAUUAUUAUGUAUGUGUUUACACACAAACACACACACACACACACACACACUAUAUAUAUAUAUAUAUAUAUAUAUAUAUAUAUACACAUACAUACAUAUACAUAUAUACACAUAUAUAUGUGCAUAUAUAUACACACACAUAUAUAUAUACAUACACAUAUAUAUACACACACAUAUAUACAUAUAUAUGACACAGAUACAAACUUCUAUGUGCAUUUUUUAUCGUUUUGGUUGGUUUCAGGGCUGAUCACUCUGCAUUGGACAGCCAAUAAAGGAGCCUAGCUCAAGGCAAGGUUAGCUCUGCUCCAUUAUUGGUUGCCUGUAGUUGUUUUUCUAGAGAUAAGACCCUGUGAAAGCUUCCUCCUUCCAUGUGAUGGUGCUCUCUGUUGUUGCCAUCUUUCUGGUCAUGUUUCCACCCCUCUCCCACUGUGUUCCCUAAGUCAUAGAAUCAGAGCUGUGAUAUAGAUGUACCCAUUGGCCUGGGCUCCUGAAAAUCUGUGGAUCUUUGCAGUGUCCAGUUGUGAUCUCUGGGAUGGUACCCACAUGCUGCUCAAAGAGACUUCGUUGAUGAGGGGUGGUAGCCAUAAUUACCUGUGGGUGUGAGGGUGACAUUUACAAUUUUAGAAUGUAGUAAGGAAUUCUCCCCUAGCAAACUGGUGGUAGUAGCUUAUUUUCCAGGGACCAUGAAGCUAGUUAGGUUUCCAAAACAAGAAGACAGAAUUUCCUCCUGUUGAGUGGGCCUUAAGUCCAUUAGUCUCUGUCUGUCUGUCAGUGUGUGUGUGUACGCGCGCGCGUGUGCACCAUACAACCCAUGUUGUGCAUACCCUUAUGUAAACAUAAUUCCUUGAGGCUUUGCCAAAUAACCUUGAAGUUAUUUGUCCCUAGGUCCUUUUCCGUUUGUAUUGAGGGAGGGAGGUCAAUAGUCCUGGCUUUUUAUGUGGGUCCUGUUGAAAUCCCAACUUGGGUCAUGACAAGCACAUUACUUACUGAGCCAUUUCCCUAUAUCUUACAGAAUGUAGAUAAUUUUCUUCUCAUAUAUAUUUAACGCCUCUUUAAAAUAUAAGAUUCUACAUAUAUCUGUGUGAAUCUCAAUGUAACAGAAUCUGUUUGGUUAGGAUAGAUUCUUAAAUUUUAUCUACAGAUACCACUUGACAUUGAAAAAUGCCUUUUAAACCAAAACUCCAUAAACAUUUCAUAUUGCUCCAUUAUAAUUGUUUGGUGGGAGUUGCAUCUCUCAUUACCAUUAGACAUACUAUUUUUCAUCAUAAAUAUCCCAUGUGAAUAUUUACAGUCAGGUGCUCUACCAUGGAUGUGUGCACUGAAAGUUUGUCUGAAUGUUUGUACUUUUAUCCUCACAAUAGAGUUUCAGGAUAAGAGUUGUUGGACAUGUGCCUCACAAUGCAGCUUCCUAAAUAUGCUUUAAAAACAUUAAUGCAAACCCUCUAGUAGGGAUAAAGUAUAUUAUCACAGGAUUAGUGGGGAUGUCGUGCCAUGUACUGGGUAAUGUAUCUCUUAUGAGGACCACACUGUCCUCAUCGUGACACUUAGAUGGGUUCUCACUGUUCUACAGCCCCAAUUCUCAUUGCGUAAAAUACAGUUUAAGAAUGGCCAGUGCUGGUGUCUUACCACCUGGUUUUUCUUGGGGGAAAAUAGAAGUAAGGAGAAUUCAAUGUAGCCAGAGACUGGCAGGUGUUAAGGAGGAUGCUAGGGAUAGUGCACAAAAUAUAUGGUUUUAAAAAAGACUUGGGUUUUAAGCAUUUAUUUAUCAAGUGUAUGUAUAAGUGUGAGAUGACACACAGGUGAAGGGCAGAGGACAACUUGCGGGUUUGUUCUCCUCCCACUGUGUGGAUUUCAGCAGUCAGUCUCAGGCCAUGAGGUUCGGUUGUGUGGGCUUCUAUACUGCUGAGCCAUCUAGCUGCUCCCUUUCAGAAUUUUUAACAUGGUAUUUAUUCUGUGAAGAGGGAGUACACGUGCUACUUACUGCAGAUGUAUGCAGAGCAGAGGACAUGUUGCAAGAGUUGAUUCUUUUUUUCCAGCAUAUUGAUUCCUGAUCUAAAAACCUCGUGGUUAUAUAUCUUAGCAAAGUAGAGGUCAGGUAAAAUUCUAUAGAUGCUUCUGAGCGUCAGGAGUUUUACAUAUUUCCACACAGAGAAAGUAUGAGGAGGUAUGACAUUAGAGGUGUGUAACUUCUGAAGAAGUUUGUUCUGUGUAAGUUUCAAGUUACAGAAAUACUGUACAAAUACAAAUUCAUUUGUUCACAAAAUAAUGUUUAUAUUAUUUUCAUGUUGAAAAAUUAAAUAUAUAUUUAUGCUAUGCAACAUGAUUUUACUAUGAGUAUAUUGUGAAAUGGCUUAAUUAGGCUAGCAAAAACGCUUCCUCUUAGUUCUUAUAUUGAGGAAGCUUAGUCUUCCUAGCCAUAUUCAAAUAUCUGAUAUAUUGUCAGAACUAUUCACCAUGGUGACUUGUGCUUCUUAGUCCAUUUGACCUUAGCCAAAAGACAGAGAAGUUAGAGAUCUUUCCCUGUGAACUUGAGUUUUGCUCUAAUUGAACCAAUAUACCCCAGCCCUCCACUCCUGUGUUAUAUUCUAAGAUGGGAAUUUUCAGCCCUGCUGUAGAGCUUAUUUCAUCUGUGUUUUAGAUACUAAUGUCUUAUCAGAUAUAUGAUUUUCAGAUAUUUUUCUACCACCUGGUAAGUUGUCUCUUCAGUCUUACUUUGAAGAUAUUUUAAGUUUAUAAUCCCAUUUGUUAAGUUUCUCUCAUCUAUGGUUUGUACUCAUGUCCUAAACAGUUACUGCCAAGGCCAGCAACAAGCCACAUCUCUCCAUUUUCUUCUUGUGUGUCUAUAAUAUGCCAUCUAAUGUUUGAGUUUUUAAUGUACUUUGAGUUGACUUUUGAACAUGGUGUGUGGUUAGAGACCUGCUUUCCACUUCUACCUGAGACAUGCACUCAGUUUCACCACUUAGGAGGAAGAUUCUUUCUCAGCUGUGUGCUGUUUGCAUCUUUGUUGUAAAUACAUUGCUGUAUUUGAUACCUCUGUGUUCAUACUUUUAAAGUAAAGUAUUUUGUGGAAGAUGGGGACAGGCUGUCCAUCCAUUGGAGUCCAGACCAGACCUGGUUUUCUUUCAGGAGGCCUUAUUCAGAGGAGGCUUAAUCUCUAUUAAUAAUUUAGAGAAGCAAGUGGUAUUAAUGGUUGUGGGGGAAAUCUGACUCUAGCUUGUCUCUGCUGAUCAAGAGCCAGGACUUCCUUUCUAGAGUCUUCUAUGAGAUAAAUCUCAACAGCACUCUGCAGCAGAGAAGAUUUGUCUCCAGCAGUUUAAGAUACUUAGUUGUCUGUCAGGCACAAAUAUGAGGGCUCAUAAGUAAGCAGCUCUACACUCAGCUCCUAAACUCAGAAUGACAGAGCAGUGCUUUGUUAAUACCUAAAAGCUGCUCGUGAAAGCUACUUGCUGAUUUGGGGUCACUUAAAAAUUGGCACUUUGGUCUGCUUUACAAAAUUUAUUAUUUAAAGGUAUAAAUUUUAAAUACAGCACAAUCUACUAUGUGAUUAAUUAUGUAAUUAAGCAGGGAAAACAUUACAAAUUGGCUAAGGAGUGAUAAUCUUGCAACUUUGCAUUCUUGGGGUUCACUAUUGAGAGCGCCCUAAUAGAGUAUUAGUUAGAAAUAGUGAGUUCAUGGCUUGAAGGAAUAAAUAAUUCAUAGAGCACAAAAGCAGCUCUUUCUCUUCGCCAGUUCCUUUCUCCUCAUUAUAUUCACUCUCUGUCUUUCAAAGGCCCCUUUACAGCCCAAGAGCAGCUCUGUGUGAACAUGGAAGGGCUCGGCACCAUUUCAACCUCAGCUUAGCUGAGCCUGAGGGUCACAUCAGACAAUGAAGAGUGUCUUCAAUGUGCAUUCUGUAGCAGCGACUGAGAAACCAGUCUGGAGGACGGCAAAGCCUCAUGGUAGAAGAUGCUCGGCACUGCUUUUAAAACAUCUUUCAGUGCCUAUUUUAAAAAUUAUUUUAAAGUUGAGUUAAUCACUGAAUUUUUCCUACUUUUUUUCAGAAACUUUUACUACAUUAAAUAAAAUACCUGGUACAACAUGAGAUUUUACAUUCUCUCCCAUUUUUAAAGUCUCUUCAUCUGUGAGAAACUAGAAGAUUUGUGAUUUUAUGUGGAGUUGUAGCUCUCCCUAUCUUUUAGUACACACAAAGUAAGAAUUCUGCUGUGUAGACGGUGACUCUCAGUGGCUUGCUGGCACAGGGUCCUUGCCUUGCGCAUGGGUGUUUGCUGAUUUCGACAUUGCUAGCGUGGUGUUUACCUUUCAUCAGUAAACUUCACCCUUCGAUUUGGUUGGAAGAGUGUGAUAACUAGAACAGCUGUAAAAAGUAAAAUUUAUGCGGAUUAGCCACAUUCCAUGGUAUGAUAAGACAUCAGGGUUUAUUAACAUACAUUUAAAGGCAAUGGAUUAUAAUCUAGACCCCUCACAAGGGAAAAUAUUUGUGAACAGGAGUUCUGCUGGUUCUCUAGGACCCAGUGCUUCAUCAAUGUGUUUGUCCUUAGGCUUUGAGUGGUAUAAAACGGCUCGUUUGGUAGAAUUCUGUGCUCCGUGCUCUGUCAUAUGUAUUUCUUCAUAUCACAUGAGCUACAGGUUGCAGAGACCAUAGAUUACAAAGCUAAUUGAAAUGCUGUUCUCAGAAGGGAGAUUGGUCUGUUGUCCGUUUGCCUGUUUCUCCAAUAACUGCUGCCCUUACUUUCUCAGGACUUAGUGACUUCUCCAAUAUUAACUUUAGAAGGAAUAGUAAUUUUGUGACACAGUGUGAUUUUUUUUUUGUUUUUGGUUUGUUUUUUGUUUUUUGUUUGUUUGUUUGUUUGUUUGUUUGUUUUGUUUUUCGAGACAGGGUUUCUCUGUGUAGCCCUGGCUGUCCUGGAACUCACUCUGUAGACCAGGCUGGCCUCCAACUCAGCAAUCCGCCUGCCUCUGCCUCCCAAGUGCUGGGAUUAAAGGCAUGCACUACCACGCCUGGCUUCACAGUGUGAUUUUAAAUACUGAAUCAUGUUUUGUUUUUCAACUUAAACUAAAUAGAGCCCUCAGCAGCACUUAGAAGUUAGACUCGGCUGUGGCUUUCCAGUUCUGUUUCAGUAGUCACUGAGGCCAAAUGUUCUGCAGUUUUACUCGACUUCAAAUUCUUGUGGUGACAUUUCUGAAAUACAUUUUUAAGGAGUGUUUCUUUCAGUUAUUAUUGCUGCAUAGAAAGCAACCUUGAAUUGUAUUGGCUCUAAGCAGUGUUAACUUACUAUUGUAACUUUGAGGGCUGGCUCCCUGAGUCUUCAGCUCUUUAUGUUCUAGCACUGGAUGCUGGGAAAGGCAGCCACAAGUGUAUUUCUUCCUAGCUGGCAGAGCUUGCGCUUGCACUUCCUCACAGCAUGGUAGGCCUUUCGGGGAGAUUUUCAGAGACAAAGGCAGACAGAAGCUGUACCCUGUUUGUUCAUUUGUUCAUUCAUUUUUGUCACUGAAUUUCUAAGAAUUUUACUAAAGGAUUUCAUCAUCCCACAUGCCAAGGAAGAUCCUAAAAUCACUGAGCUCCUGUAUGCUGUGCAGAUUAAAGCCACACUCCAAAGGUUUCCCUGCUCCAGUGACCUGCCCUGUGACUUGGUAUUCUAACUGUGUGUCCCAGAAGAUGGAUGACUUCACUGCUCCUUCGCAGAACAAAUCAUAGCACUGACAGAGCUCAGGACAUAAAGCAACCUGAAGGCCACUGGCUCAGCAUGGGCUCCCGUAGGUGCUGUCAGUCUUCUCACUUGUCAGGGGCCACCUGGCAGAAAGCCUGGUCUACAGUGUUCACCCUCUACCUGCUUCUCACUGAUCCUGGGGCUUGAGUUCAGAGCAGCAGAGGUCUUCACCAAGGUGGCCUGCAAGUCCACAUCUAAGAAGCUGUACUUUUCAAAGUCUUAGGUUCUGAAGUUUCCCAGAGUACAUUCUGCCCAUAUUGUUGGUUAAAACAGGUUCUGUGGCCGGCCUAAAUUAAGGGAAAUGUAUUCUUCACGACAAGAACUCUGAACAGAAGUGAAUGGACGGGGUUAAUGGCACUUGCAUGGUGCUCCAGGCUUCCUGUGGGGUCUCAGAAUGUAUCCCCUGAGACAUAGUUACAGAUAUUUUGGUAAGACAUAGUAAUUAUCUCAAGUCUUUAUUCGUUAUACUCAUCCUCUAUAUAUUCUUUAUUUUUCAAGAUAUUCUAGUAGUUUCAGUCUGAAAAAGUUAUAGCAAUUAUAGUAUUUAUAGGUCUUCAGGUACUGCUAAUUACCCACAAUACCACAUAGACUGCACAGAACCUUACACAGUCCCAUAACAAGCUGCUCCCUAGUAAAAGUAUUUUAAAUAAUUGCUUGGCUCUUCCUACUUGCCAUAGUUCUAUGUUAUACAUCAUUUUCUACUUUACAUUUUUGGAAAUAAUCUUGUGACUUUAUUAAGCAGCCUCACCCCCAUACACUUUGGUCAACUCCAGAUGUUUUCAUCGUCUGUUCUCCAGAUCACUAGCCAUUUGGAUAGUAAUUUUCUAUUGGUCAGUUUUUUUUUUCUCUCCAUUCCCAUGAUGGUGGAAAUGAACAAAAAGGCUUUGUGCAUGCUAAGCAGCAAGCACUUUAUCAGAGAACCAUCCCUCCACCCCAGUGGUCAUAUUUAGGAAAGACAACAAAACACUUCCUGUGAUUAAAAACUGUGGAGCUAAAGUUUUCUUUAUGAGUCAGCUACUGUGUGCCCGAGUGAGUCUCUGGGGCCACCUGUCUCACCAACCUAUGUAAUAUUGACUAUUUAAUAAAGAGGUCUCAUUCACCAGAUCAGAGUCAGGAAACUGGUCCUCCUUAAAGAAAAGUAAAUAAAAAUGCAUGUCCUGAUUUGCUCUGGGAAAUGAUAUUGAGGGCUAAGUUGGUUCUAAAAAAAUGUUUACAAAAGGCAAAACUAAAUAAAAUAUUACUAUUACAAAACAGAUAUUUAAAAGAAUGCAGAUAGCCAUAAGGAAGGAUUUUGGAACUGUAAAACUUGUUAGCUAUGAAUAUAUAUGAGAAAGAGGGAUGUGUGUGUGUGUGUGUGUGUGUGUGUGUGUGUGCACGUGCGCGCGUGCAGUAGAAGAGGGGAGGCUGGGGAUGUGGGACUUUCUUCUUUUUGACACUUGACACUUGGAAGAUAAAUUGGAACAGUUUUGCUUCAAACAGUAUUCCAUGAAGAGACACCUUUUCAUUAUGGUAAGAGUUUGCAUUUGGAUCAUUGGUUCUAGAAAUUGACUCCUAGCUAAACCAAGAGACUGUUUUUGAAGCAGUGAUAUUUCUUGUGAUCUGUUUUAUCAAGUCCAGCAACUCAGAUGUAGUGCAGGUAGACUGUGUGGGUUUUGACCCUUUAGGAAAAUACGGAGGCUGGAGCAGAGUUUGUGCUCACCUACAUGGAAAGGGUUCUAUCUGUAUCCUACUGUAUUGGGGUCAUGUGGCAUCAUUCAUCUUGAUCACUGACAACCUUCUGGGAAGGAAUCUGAAAUAAAGAUUUUAUGUGGGUUAAUUGCUAAUUGUAAUCAGAUGUCGUUAAAAUAGUCUAUGCUCAACAUUGAAUGAACUAAUAAGCAGUUAUACCUUUGGCAUACAAUGGGCCCCUUCGUUCUGCUUUAUAAAAGAUAAGAAAUUUAUAAAUAUUGAAAGAUAGAAAUACUAUUUUCAGGUAUAAAUAUGCUUUGUGUUGUGUUUUUAUUCUAAAUUCAAGAUGUUGCUUACUAUUAUCAGAAGUCUUCCCAUGCUAGUAGCGUCUGCCCAGCAGGACCCGUCACCUGAGACUGCAAAUGCAAAGCUGGCAACUCAGGCAAGAGCAAGCAAUCUGCAGGGAGCCUAGGAGCCAGCUAGGAGGAGGACAGAGAACCACAGGGGUGGAGCCAGUAUCUACCUAAGUGAAGGGCAGUCUUGGAGUGAUCCCACUGAAGCCAGGAAUGAGACAAGGCUGCCCACUGCUGCCCCCUUCCCCACUUCUCUUCAAUAUUGUGCUGGAAGCAGCAACUGGAGCAGUAAGGCCAGAGGGGGGGAAAUAAUGGAAUACAGACAGGAAAAGAAGAAUUUGUCUAUCUCUGUAGAUGAUGUAGCCUAUAUAAGACAUCCCGGAGUCUCUACCAGAAAACUUCUCAAAACGAUGGAAACGAUGCACUUUCAGCUAUCUAGCAGGAUACAGAAUCAACAGAACAAACCAAUCGCUUUUAUAUACAGCAACAGCAAGCAUAGAGAAGGAGAUCAUAGAUAUACUCCAAUUCCUAACAGCCUCAGAGAAAAGAAAGGAACUGGGACUAGACCUCACAAAGCAGGAGAGGGACCUCUACAGUGAAGACUAACCUUCAAGGAGGAAAGUAAGGCACCAGAAAUGGAGAGGUGUCCCAUGUUCAUGAAUUGGUAGGAUUAAUAUUGUGAACAUGAUUUUACCAAAAGCCAUUUAUAGAUCCAAUCCAAUCCCAAUCAAAAUCUCCUUCUUAUUCAUCACAGAAAUAGAAAAAAACCAUCCCAAAAUUCCUAUGGAAUCACAUAAGACUGCAGAUGAACACAAAGAACAAAAGCAAUGCAGGAAGAAUUACCAUUCCAAGUCUCAGGGUACAUUACAGAGUCAUAGUGACUAAAACAGUAUGGUGCAGGCAGAAAAACUGACAUGGUGGGUGUUCAUAUGCAGAAGGACAUCAGAGCCAAGUCUGUCACCUGACACAGAAAUGAGCUCCAAAUGGGAAGAACUCAGUUGUGAGACCAGAGAUACUGAGAGUGCUGGAAGACACCUAGGCAGUGUUUGUAUGAUGCAGGGGGAAAGGACCUUCUGAAGAGGACCCCAUUGGCUCCAGAAUUAGGGCCAUCUUUUGAAAAGUGGGACUUAAUCAAAGUAAAAAGCACGGUGAAAGACAAAAUCAAGGGAAGAUGAAGACCUCAGAGUGGUAGAGAGUCUUUGCCAGACAUAUAACUGACAGAAGAUUAAUAUUCAAAUGCACAAAGAAUUUAGAAAACAAAGUUUUAAAAAAGUGGCUCUGAGUUCUGUACUGAGAGUUCUCAGAAAAAGAAAUAAAAAUGGCUGAGAACUAUCUCAACAGUGCUCCUCAUCCCUUGGUCAUUAGGGAAAUGCAAAUCAAACAACCUUAAGAUUCCACUGUAUCCUAGUCACAGUGGCAGAUAACAAACACACCCAGCAACAUGUUCUAGCUGGGCUGUGGCAGAUGUCCCUUACUUGCUGUUAGUGGGAUUACAGACUGGUCCAGCCACUGAUAAUCACUGUGAAAAAUCGUCAGCAAGCCAAAAUGCAUCUACCAUAUGACCCAGAGAUAAUGUUCCUUAAUAUAUGCUCAGAGAACAUCCUGCCGUGCUCACUGCUGCUCCAGUCACAGUAGCUUAGAGAUACACAACCUAUGCAUCCUGCAGCAGCUGAGUAAUAAAGAUGCGGUACAUGUACUCGAUGGAAGGUUAGCCAGCUGUUAACAAAAGAAAUGUUCACGUGAAUGGAUUCAACUAAGAAAAGGUGAGGUAGCCCAGACCCAGAAUGUUCUAUGUGAGGUCCCCACUUCCACGUGUUCAGAUGUGACUACAAACCUAGAACAUCUGAAGAAACCAGAAAAGUUAGGGAGAGACCAUUGCUGGGGGCUGGGGGUGGGCAAUAGAGAGGAAAACAGCAGGUUACAAAUGAUCUAUCUGAUCAAGGGAUGGGAAAAUUGGGAAAUGAGGGGGGGUGGGAUUUGGGGGAGGGGCAAACAAAUAAGGAAGGAGGGGGAUAAAGCAACAGUAAGGAUGUUUAAAAAGUCAUUUUUUUUUUCCUGAGAGUGGGAGAAAUAGUCUUCCCCUGGGAAGAGCAGGCCAGUUGGUUAUCUAAAGCCCAAUAUCCCUGAAUAUAUAUGUACACGUGUACAAGUAGCAUUCUACAGAUUGAGUAGCUUGUACUUCUUAGGAAUACACACACACACACACACACACACACACACACACACACACACACCUGUGUGUACACAUACAUUUAACAACUGUUAAAGAAAAAGAGAUCAUGAAUUUGGAAGAGAUCAAGGAGAGAUUACAUUUGGAGUUUUGGAGGGGGAAGAUGAUGUCAUUAUUUCAAAAUUUCAAAAACUAAAAAGAACCUUUAAUUUUAAAAAAAUUAAAAAGCAAGAACAAGUUGCAGCUGUUAUCAGAGCAACACUGUCUCUUAGGUGCUCGUAAUCUUGAGUACCCAGUUGUCGCAUGAAGGCCCUGAUGCCAUACAGGGACAUACGGGUGACAAUUGAUUAAUAAGGUUAUAUUGUUGGGAAUAAUGUCAUGUUUUAGAUAUUCUCUUCCUAAUGACUUAAAAUAUACAUUCAUUGUAGGAAGAUUUGAAAACCUAUUAAAAUAACAGUAUUUUUAAAGCCAGAAAUAAAGUAAAAAUUGAUUUUAUAUUUUUCUAUAAAGCAAUUUGACAGUGUUAGUUCUUUAACAGCUGACUCAUUUUCCAGUGGUGCAGUUUAGCUCUAAGUAAUUAGGUUAUCAGCUGGCUCAUGUGAACCCUAUCUCUUACCUGUCCAAAAUAUCAGUGUAAAAAUGGAUCAAAAAAACCUUAAUGUAAACCUAGAACUCUUAAACUAGGAAAAACAUUUAAAGGUACAGGCACAGACAAGGACUUAACUAAAAGACGUCAGUAGCUUAGGUAGCAAUAUCAAGAGUAGGCAGUGGGGCUGCAUAAAAUUACAAGUAAGUGAAGGAGUGAGGAGAACUCUGCCAGCUGUGUGUCUCACAGGUGGCAUCUAGAAUACACAAGGAACGAGGAAGCAGGCAAGGGCAAGGGGAAAAUGUAAAACUACAAUGAGAUUCUAUCUCAAGACAAGAAAAUGGCAAUCAUUUAAGAAAACAGUAAUAAAUUCUUGGAUGGAAAAGGGAAGGAUCUUUUACACAAUAUUACUUUGGAUUGUAUAAUUCUUUCUUUCAAAUCCAAAGUGAGAAAUUGGACUCCCUUGGCCUUUUUGUACUCGGCACAGUGCCCAUUUUGACAGUUCCCCCACCCCUUAGGCCUGCUUCUGUCAUGUGUGAUGUUAUACAUAACUGAUCCUCUAUGCACUACAUGGGCUUUACCGUACUUGGCUGCUCUGCUAAUAUAGAUUGUUGUAUGUGGUGCCAUUCUGCUUCCCCCCAGGCACAUGGACUGUUCCUGGAAGAAGAGCACCUCUCCCUUCUAGCCUCAGCACCAUAGCACAUAAACAGAUGGGUGGAUGGCUGAUAAAAUGGAAUACCCACAAUAUGUGGUUUCUUUCUCAUGACUCAGUCAUAAAAGCAAAGUUCACUUACAAAAAAAAUGCAUUAUUUUACGGUCUUAAAAAUCUAUGAAGAUGUUAGUUAUGUUGUGUCAUUUUGACUGAAAUAUAUUUCACUAAUUAUAUACUUUCAGAUUUUAGAUUUGUGAAUAUCAAUAUUUUCAUCUCUAGGUCACACAGACUUUAUAAACAGAUGGAGCCAGACAGUUUAUGCAUUUCCAUGACAGCUUAGUUCUUUGACCAGGCUCUGAAUUUCUCUUUAUUUGGUCCCCUUUCUUUCUUUCCUCUUUUUUUUUUUUUUUUUUAAGAUUUACUUAUUUAUUAUAUGUAAGUAUGCGGUAACUGUCUUCAGACACACCAGAAGAGGGCAUCAGAUCUCAUUACGGAUGGUUGUGAGCCACCAUGUGGUUGCUGGGAUUUGAACUGAGGGCCUUUGGGAGAGCAGUCAGAGCUCUUAACCACUGAGCCAUGUCUCCAGCCUAUUUGCUUCCCUUUCAAUUGAACCUCUUUACUUGUAGUUGCACUAUACCCUGUUGAUUCUUGCUCAGAAGUGGUCUGCUCAUGUGCCUCCUCUCCCCCCCCCCCCCCCCCCGCCGCCUUAAAUAAGGAUAACAAAGCAAGGAAAUGAUUGUGAUCUGGUCUGAGAUGGUUGGAAUCAUUGCUGUAUAGAAGGUCACACCUGUUAAAUUCCCUACUGCCAUGCUAACUAUCAUGAAGAGGCUUGUUUAAAAACACUUGUUUGAAAGACACUUUCAGUCUGCAAUUUUUUUUCUUCGGCACUAUGCAUUGAGCCCCUAAGCUUGCUGUACACUGAUAACCUGUCCUGCUGCACUAACACGUCAUUAAACACAGCCUGUGUACAAUUUGAUAUUAAGAAACUUAAAGCACCAACACCCUACAUAUAUUUCAAAUGUGAAGUUACUUCUCAUACUAGAUUGUAGCACUUCAUCUUCGAGUAAAAUGAGUGCUCUUACUAUCUAGCUUGCUUAAGAGAGAGAAAGAAAAGCAGAGGCCAAUGAAAACUUCAUCAAGUGCUAUAAAAUCUCCAGAUUUCAUUCAGACUUUGUAAAAUUUUGUAAGUGAUGUAGUUUGCUGCUAUUUUUUGUGUUAUGAGUAAUGUUGCUUAAAAUUAAAACCUAGUACUUUCAGAAUUCAUAAUAGCUUUUAUUUAACCCAUCUAUCUCUAAUGUACAAUUCAUGUAAUAAGCAUGCUAAAUGUAUAGCUGGUAUUGUAGCAUUUCAGUAGAAAAGCAAAAGACAGCCUCUCUGUUUUGGGGCUACUCCUGAGUGAUGUCAACCACUUGAUUGAGAAGAUCUUCCUUGUGCUAGCCAACUCUCAGGGGUUUCCAGGAAUGAGAGGGACUCUAAUCAUAGAUGUGAGUUUUGAUUUAAGACUUCCCUUAUGUUAAAAGAUUAAUAUAUGAUAACUACAGGUGGGAUCAGUCUAACUGAACAAGUAUUCUUGCUCCCACAGAAAGAAGCGACCUCUGUUUGAAUUGAAGUUUGACUGUAAGCACUUGCACUUGGUAGACGUGCUGUUGUUAAGCACAGCAGUGCUUUUGGAUGGCUGUUUUGUGUAUUUUACAUUACUUGGUUGCCAAACUACAUUUGUUGUUCAUAAUUUAAGCUUUGAACUCAUUUGGAAUUUGGCUGCUGCUGCUUCCACUAAGCCCCUGAGGUGUAUUAUUAAGUUAUUCAUUUAAGAUCUUUGUGGGUUUUUUUUAUUGAAAAUAGAUAUAUUUUCCUCUCAUAAUAUCUCCUGGUAUCCGCUUCUUCUACUCUUCCAUCCAGAUUCAUAAUAAGAUAAAACAAAACUAACACAUUGGAAUUGGACAAAAGAGAAGAACCCAAGAGAUGAGAUAACUUAGCUCACCACACACUCAGGACUCCCAUAAAACACUAAACUGGAAGCAAUAAUAUAUAUGAAAAGGACCUGGUGCAAGCCCUGUGUUGUCGCUUUUUCAGUUUAAAUUCUCAACUGGCAAUUGGCCAAAAUUCGCAUCUGAAGCCAUGAGCACCCAAAUGCCAUUUUGUGAUUUGGCUGCUGACAGCCGACGUAGGAAGGAGCCACCGAGAUGAAUGGAGUAACUAGCUCUCCAAAGGAAGACGAGGGAUAAUCUUAAGCUUCCACCACAAGAAGACUGUAGAGGUCCCUCCCGCACCAAGAACCUCCUGCAGAUCUUUUUCAGUGUUCUUGGAGGUGGGCUGAGAGCUCGAUCAGUUUGUGUCAGCCACCUUGUUCUCUAAAGUUACAAAUUAUAAUACUGUGGUAGAAGCAAAUUCAGAUUCCGAUGAUGAAGACAAACUCCAUAUUGUGGAAGAAGAAAGUAUUACAGAUGCAGCUGACUGUGAAGGUGGCAUGCCAGAUGAUGAACUGCCAGCAGACCAGACAGUAUUACCAGGAGGCAGUGACAGGGGGGGCGGUGCCAAGAACUGCUGGCAAGACAACGUGAAAGACAACGAGUGUGACUCAGAUGCAGAAAAUGAGCAAAACCAUGAUCCGAAUGUGGAAGAAUUUCUGCAGCAACAAGACACCGCCGUCAUUUAUCCUGAGGCGCCCGAGGAAGACCAGCGGCAGGGCACACCAGAAGCCAGCAGUCAUGAUGAAAACGGAACACCAGAUGCAUUUUCCCAGUUGCUCACCUGCCCGUAUUGUGAUAGAGGCUACAAGCGCUUUACCUCUUUGAAAGAACACAUUAAGUACCGCCAUGAGAAGAACGAGGACAACUUCAGCUGCUCCCUGUGCAGUUACACCUUUGCAUACAGAACCCAGCUUGAACGUCAUAUGACAUCACAUAAGUCAGGAAGAGAGCAAAGACAUGUGACACAGUCUGGGGGAAACCGCAAGUUCAAGUGCACUGAAUGCGGGAAGGCCUUCAAGUACAAACACCACCUGAAAGAGCACUUACGGAUUCACAGUGGAGAGAAGCCAUACGAAUGCCCGAACUGCAAGAAACGGUUUUCCCAUUCUGGCUCCUAUAGCUCACAUAUAAGCAGUAAGAAGUGUAUUAGCUUGAUGCCUGUGAAUGGCAGGCCUAGAUCAGGACUCAAGACAUCUCAGUGUUCCUCGCCAUCUCUUUCGACAUCACCAGGCAGUCCCACACGCCCACAGAUACGACAGAAGAUAGAGAAUAAACCCCUUCAAGAACCGCUUUCUGUAAACCAAAUCAAAACUGAACCUGUGGAUUAUGAGUUCAAACCCAUAGUGGUUGCUUCAGGAAUCAACUGUUCAACCCCUUUACAAAAUGGGGUUUUUAGCAGUGGUGGCCAAUUGCAGGCAACCAGUUCUCCUCAGGGUGUGGUGCAAGCCGUUGUUCUGCCAACAGUUGGUUUGGUAUCUCCCAUAAGUAUCAACUUAAGUGACAUUCAGAAUGUACUUAAAGUGGCUGUAGAUGGUAACGUAAUACGACAAGUCUUGGAGACUAAUCAAGCCAGUCUUGCAUCCAAAGAGCAAGAAGCAGUGAGUGCUUCGCCCAUCCAGCAGGGUGGCCAUUCUGUCAUUUCUGCCAUCAGUCUUCCUUUAGUUGAUCAGGAUGGAACAACCAAAAUCAUCAUCAACUACAGUCUUGAGCAGCCCAGUCAACUUCAGGUUGUUCCCCAGAAUUUAAAGAAAGAAAUCCCAGCCCCUACAAACAGCUGCAAAAGUGAGAAGUUACCAGAAGACCUUACUGUCAAAUCAGAAACGGACAAAAGCUUUGAGGGGGCCAGGGAUGAUAGCACUUGCCUUCUGUGUGAGGACUGCCCAGGGGACCUCAAUGCACUUCCAGAACUAAAGCACUAUGACCCAGAGUGCCCUGCUCAGCCUCCACCCCCUGCCCCAGCCACCGAGAAGCCAGAGUCCUCUGCUUCAUCAGCUGGAAACGGAGAUUUGUCUCCCAGUCAGCCACCUUUAAAGAACCUUCUGUCACUCUUGAAAGCCUACUAUGCUCUGAACGCGCAGCCAAGCACAGAAGAGCUCUCAAAGAUCGCCGAUUCUGUGAACCUACCGCUGGAUGGAGUUAAAAAGUGGUUUGAAAAGAUGCAAGCUGGACAGAUUCCAGGACAGUCUCCUGACCCCCCUUCUCCUGGAACCGGGUCAGUAAACAUACCUACAAAAACCGAUGAGCAGCCUCAACCUGCGGAUGGAAAUGAGCCCCAGGAAGACAGCACACGCGGACAGAGUCCUGUCAAGAUAAGGAGCUCUCCGGUUUUACCUGUAGGAUCAGCCAUGAACGGUUCCAGAAGCUGCACAUCAUCCCCAUCCCCUCUAAACCUUUGCUCAGCCAGGAACCCGCAGGGUUACUCUUGUGUGGCAGAGGGUGCCCAGGAGGAGCCCCAAGUAGAACCUCUUGAUCUCUCACUACCAAAGCAACAGGGAGAGUUACUGGAAAGGUCGACAGUCAGUAGCGUUUACCAGAACAGUGUUUAUUCUGUCCAGGAAGAACCCUUGAACUUGUCUUGUGCAAAAAAGGAACCACAAAAGGACAGCUGUGUUACAGACUCAGAACCAGUUGUAAAUGUAGUCCCACCAAGUGCCAACCCCAUAAACAUUGCUAUUCCUACAGUCACUGCCCAGUUACCCACAAUCGUGGCCAUUGCUGACCAGAACAGUGUUCCAUGUUUAAGAGCACUGGCCGCCAACAAGCAGACUAUUCUGAUUCCCCAAGUGGCAUAUACAUAUUCAGCUACUGUGAGCCCUGCCGUGCAGGAGCCGCCAGUGAAGGUGAUCCAGCCAAACGGAAACCAGGAUGAAAGACAAGACACUAGCUCAGAAGGAGUCUCCACUGUGGAGGACCAGAAUGACUCUGACUCCACGCCACCCAAAAAGAAAACUCGGAAGACAGAGAAUGGAAUGUAUGCAUGUGACCUGUGUGACAAGAUAUUUCAGAAGAGCAGCUCACUGUUGAGACACAAAUAUGAGCACACAGGUAAGAGGCCUCACGAGUGUGGAAUCUGUAGAAAGGCAUUUAAACACAAGCAUCAUUUGAUUGAGCACAUGCGGCUGCACUCUGGGGAAAAGCCCUAUCAAUGUGACAAGUGUGGCAAGCGCUUCUCACACUCCGGCUCCUACUCUCAACACAUGAAUCACCGCUACUCCUACUGCAAGAGAGGAGCUGAAGACAGAGAUGCUAUGGAGCAGGAAGACGCUGGGCCCGAAGUCCUGCCGGAAGUCCUGGCGACUGAGCAUGUUGGUGCCCGGGCGUCUCCCUCACAGGCUGACUCGGACGAGAGAGAAAGUCUGACAAGGGAAGAAGAUGAAGACAGUGAAAAGGAGGAGGAGGAGGAAGAUAAAGAGAUGGAAGAAUUACAGGAAGGAAAGGAAUGUGAGAACCCACAGGGGGAGGAGGAGGAGGAGGAGGAGGAGGAAGAGGAGGAAGAAGAGGAGGAAGAGGAGGAAGUGGAAGCGGAUGAAGCCGAGCAUGAGGCAGCAGCCAAGACUGAUGGUACAGUGGAGGUUGGAGCUGCACAGCAGGCAGGCAGCUUAGAGCAGAAGGCCAGCGAGAGCGAGAUGGAGAGCGAAAGCGAGAGUGAGCAGCUGUCUGAAGAGAAGACAAAUGAAGCUUAGGAGUUCUUCUAAAAGGAAAUUCUACUUGGUAAUGAAAUUUGCUCUAUAUUACCCACGCUUUUCAUGGAAACAUGGCUCCAUGGCUCCUGUGCUAUGGUUCCUGCUCACUACUGUGUAAUGUCAGAACUGAAAAAAAAAAAAUUCCGGGUGUGCCUGAACCUCAAACCUAGUAAUUUUUCAUGCAGUUUUCAAAGUUAGGAACAAAUUUAUAACAUGAAGCAGCUUAGAAAACAUUAAUGACUCAGAAAACAAAGGUUUCUCAGCAGGUUACAGGAGGCUGGAUGGGCGUCCGGCAUGGCUAGCAGUAUUAUCACUCUUACGUUGGCUCAUUCUUAAGCUCUACAAUGGGAGAAAUUUUAUAAUUUUUUUAUUGGUAAACAUAUGCUAAAUCCGCUUCAGUAUUUUAUUAUGUUUUUUAAAAUGUGAGAACUUCUGCACUACAGAAUUCCCUUCACAGAGCAGUAGAAAGCAGUUCAAACCGUGCUGGCUACCUGCUGCUACCCAGUCAGUCAGGAGAUAGGACCUCUGACGUUAGAUGCCGUGUUGCCAUCUAACAUGUAUUGCUAGCCUUAAGGAAGCAGCCAGAGAAGAGCUGGAGUUUCUUACUCGUGUGAUUUUUAAAUGGAGUUCAAAGGUUGUCGUUGAGUCCUGACUCCAGGGACGACCAGUGUUGAUGUGGCAAGGCCGGCAGAGGCGGCAGAAUCAGUGUUCGUGAUUGUUUGCGUACGUUAGCAACCAUGAAGGAUCUAUAGGAAGCAAGCGCUGUGUCCCUUUGGCCUUAAGCAAGACCUGUGCUCUAAGUGCCAUUCUCAGUAUUGCAAGGCUCUGACAGCCUUCCCGCAGUGUGGCCUAUAUUAACUAGCAGUUGUUGAUUCGUUUGUUGUGUCAAAAUUCCCAAACAAAACUCAAAACCACUGACUGUGAGAGAAGCUGAAGCACUGGGGCAUCUCACACUUUUGUUCCUCAGUAGUCAUUUCAUGUUGAUUGACUCUCAGAAGUCUCUACAGAAAUAAAAGGGAAAUUCUCCAAACUACUUAAUCCAUGUACUUGCGUGUCAGGCAUGGAUACGCUAUUGGUUUUUGGUUCACAGCCGUUUUCCAAAUGUUAGUUAUUACGGACCCAGGUGAUGAACAACAGCAGCUGAUUUUUACCUACCAGUAUUAUUUUAUUUCUUUUAGUUUAUAGAUCUGUGCAACAUUUUUGUACUGUAUGUCUUUAAGCCUGGCAGUAUUAAUACCCUUCUUACUGACACGUACUUUUAGUUUUAGAAAACUUUUAUAUUUAUGUGUCUUAUUUUUAUAUUUCUUUAUUUAUUACACAGUGUAGUGUAUAAUACUGUAGUUUGUAUUAAUACAAUAAUAUAUUUUAGUAUGAAAUUUUGGAAAGUUGCUAAGAUUUACAGUAGAGAUGCAGUUGGUUCCCGUGCGUUGAGAUUUGAUUUAACAGUGUUCUGUUAACAUUUAUACUUGCCUCCGACUGUAGACCAGCCUUUAAAUGGGAAGGUAUUAGUUUUACAACUACAAUCAAGUCAUUCUCCCUUUCCCCAGUUUUUAAUAGGAAACUCUUACACUUUGACACUCACUGUGUGCGACUCAUAGCAUGCCGCUCUGCAGUCUUCUGUUAAGAGUUGGCCCAGCCAUAACUCAUUCCCUUAGCAAGCCAAAUUAGAAUUGCCUUCUGUAAACAGUGUUGGGAACAAUGUUUAACAUGUGCCAAUUUGUUCCUGUAUCCAUGUAUGUAAGCUACCAAUCUGACUCUUCCUUUUAAGUUCCUUGUUACACCAUGGUCAUUUUCUAGUUUUUUACCAGACUCCCCAGCUCACAAUAAACGCAUCAACAAACCUGA